AUGACACGUGCUUGUGUUCCAAGUAUGUCAGCACAAACAUCGAAUAGUAGUCAUCAUACACAUAGUAAUAAUGGUGUUGAUAUAUCAUCAGUUACAUUAUCUAAUUCAAUGUCAUUUUAUAAACUUAUUGAAGAAUCACGUUGGCUUUAUCAAUUACAAAAAAUUUUAAUGGUUUGUGUAUAUAUCGUACAAUUUAUUGAAGAUCAUGCAUCAUCAGUAAUGAUUUGUGUUGAAGAUGGUUGGGAUACAGCUGCACAACUUGUUUCAAUAAGUGAAUUAUUACUUGAUCCAUAUUAUCGAACAUUUGAAGGUUUUCAAACAUUAAUUGAACGUGAAUGGUUUGCAUUUGGACAUCGUUUUUCACAUCGAUCAAAUCAAACAGCAACAAAUAAAACUGGUUUUGCACCUGUUUUUCUUCAAUUUCUUGAUCUUGUUCAUCAAAUUUGGAAUCAAUAUCCAAGUGAAUUUGAAUUUAAUCAAUAUUAUCUUCGUUUUCUUGCAUAUCAUCAUUUAUCAAAUCGUUUUAAAAAUUUUAUGCUUGAUUGUGAUUGUGAACGUAAAAAAGAUCGUAAUUGGUAUGUUGAUACAACUCGUGAUUCAUUAACAGAUGAUAUUACUGGUUUAUAUCGUUGUAAUACAAUAAAUAUUUGGGAUUAUAUAACAAAAGUUAAUCGAGAAUCAGCAAGAUUUUAUAAUUUUCUUUAUUCAUCAUCGAAUGAUUGUUGUGUUCUUCGUCCAUCAUAUAAAAUGUAUUCACUUGAUAUAUGGGAUUUUUAUUUAAGUGAAACAUUAGAAACAGGUUGUCCAUAUGAUCUUGAUAUAGCAUUAGCUGAACAUGAUGAACAUUUAAAUGAUGCUGAAUUAAAACAACGUACAAAAUGUAUAUCAGCUAUUUAUGAUGAUAUUAGUAUUUGUUUACCAGAUUUUUUUAAUGAUAUUGUUUCUGAAAUGUCUAAUACAUUACAAUAUACAAAUACUGAAUCAUGGAAAGUUUAUUGGGAUAAAAUUGAAAAACCUGAACGAGAAAAAGUACAGCGUCUAUCAAUGCAAGAUGAAGCAUAUAAACGAAUAAAUUCACAUCAAAAUUAUCUUCAACCACAACGAUCAUUAUCAUCAUCAAUUUCAUCAUCACGUACAUCAUCAAUGUAUGGUUCUCAUGCAUAUGAAUUUAAACAAUUUACAACACCACAAAUUUGUGAUGCUUGUGAUGAAUUAAUUGAUUCAAAAAAAUUACCAAAUGAAGGAAUACGAGCACUUCAAUGUCGUGAUUGUUUAAAUGUUUGUCAUGAAAAAUGUCGACCAAUAGCAUCAUGUAAACCAUGUCGACGAAUUGGUCUUAGUGGAACAUCAGAUUCUCAAAUUGUUGUUAAUUCAACUCGAUUUGAAACAGGAAGUGUUACAGGUGUUUAUGAUCAUCAUGGUUUAUCACAUCCAUUUUCAUCAUCAAGUGUAACAGGAAAUAAUUCAGGUCCACAACAUCGAACACAUGAAGGUUAUUUAAGAAAACGUGGUCAUUUAUUAAAACAAUGGAAAGAACGAUGGUUUGUACUUGAUUCUGUACGACAUGAGCUUCGAUAUUAUGAUAGUAGUGAUGAUCAAACAGCAAAAGGUGUUAUUCUUUUAGCUGAUGCUGUAGAAAUUCUUCCUUAUACUGGUCCAUUUCCAAAUGCAUUAAGACGAUUUGAUAGUCGAGCUGCUUUUGAAUUACAUACAAAUCGUCGUAUUUAUAAUUUUAUAGCUGCAACACCUCAAGAUGCUCAAACAUGGACGGAAAAAAUUAAAUCUUGUCUUCUAGAUUCUUAG
This is a messenger RNA of Rotaria sordida, 1803 nucleotides long. NCBI's taxonomy places the organism in Eukaryota, Metazoa, Rotifera, Eurotatoria, Philodinida, Philodinidae. The record is from the annotation of a GenBank genome assembly.